GACUGAUCAUAAUCGUAUAUAUUAGGCGUAGGCAUUGCUACAAUCACUAGCCUAUCAAGCAUCUUCAAUUGCAACCUAUGGCGUCUGCUGCAGUGUUGGGCCUGGUCGCUCUGGUCGUGGUGGUCGCAACCUGGCUGUGGACAGCGGUGAUGCACCACCUGUUGUGGCGUCCCUACGCCGUCGCGAAGUCCUUCCGCCGGCAGGGCAUCCGCGGGCCGGCGUACCGGUUCUUCGUCGGCAACAACGAGGAGUCCAAGGCCAUGCGUGUAGCGACGGCCAACGACGUCCUGAACAUCCGUUCUCACGACAUCAUCCCGCGCGUGCUGCCGCAGUACCAGGCCUGGACGGCGUCGUACGGCAAGGUGUUCCUGUCGUGGACGGGGUACACGCCGGCGCUCUGCGUCGGCGACUACGACAUGGUGAAGCAGAUCCUGUCCAACAAGUCUGGCCUGUACAACAAGCCGGACCCGGGGCCGAACAUCCUGGCCCUGCUGGGCAAAGGCCUCGUCUUCGCCGACGGCGACCUCUGGACGCGCCACCGUCACGUCGUGCACCCAGCCUUCACCAUGGACAAGCUCAAGAGGAUGGCCACGACGAUGGCGGAGUGUGCUGGGGAGGUUGUCGGCGCCUGGGAGGCGCGCGCGGCUGCAGGUAGCGGUGGUGUCGCGCGGGUGGAGAACAUCGGGCAGCAGUUCGUGGAGCUGACCGCCGACGUGAUCUCGCACACGGCGUUCGGGAGCAGCUACAGGGAGGGAAAGGAGGUGUUCGUGGCGCAACGGGAGCUGCAGUACAUCGCAUUCACCAGCAUCAACAAGGUCCGCGUCCCGAGCCUCCAGUACCUCCCCACCAAGACCAACGUGCGGCGCUGGCAGCUGACAAAAAAGGUGCGCGGCACUCUAAUGGCGAUCAUCCGCGACCGGCAGGCCGCUGCCAAGGACGCCAGGGGAUACGGAAAUGACCUUCUCGGCCUGAUGCUCGAGGCCAACGCGUCGGCUGACGCCGGCGAGCAGAGGGCGGCCAUGAGCUUGGACGAGAUCAUCGACGAGUGCAAGACUUUCUUCUUCGCGGGGCACGACACCACCUCUCACCUCCUCACCUGGGCCGUCUUCCUCCUCGGCACGCACCCCGAGUGGCAGCAGAAGCUCAGGGAGGAGGUCCUCCGGGAGUGCGGCGGCACGAAGGCGCCCAUACAUGGCGACGCCCUCAACAAGCUCAAAAUCGCGACGAUGGUGCUGUACGAGACGUUGAGGCUGUACGGCGCGGUGACCAUAAUAGCGAGGAAGGCGGCGGCAGACACAGAGCUCGGCGGCGUGAAGAUCCCCAAGGGCACCAUGACAAUGAUACCGAUUGCGAUGAUGCACCGCGACGAGGAGGUGUGGGGCGCGGACGCCGGCAAGUUCAACCCAGACCGGUUCCGGAACGGCGUGGGUAGGGCGGCCAAGCACCCGAGCGCGAUGCUGGGCUUCUCCGUCGGUCCGCGGUCGUGCAUCGGCCAGGACUUCGCGAUGCUGGAGGCCAAGGCCACGCUCGCCCUGAUCGUCCGGCGGUUCGAGUUCGAGGUCGCGCCGGAGUAUGUGCACGCGCCGACCGACUUCCUGACGCUGCAGCCCAAGUGCGGGCUCCCAAUCCUACUCAAGCUCUUACAUCAGUAAAACAGAUGUGUUUUGAACUGCUACUGCUAGUAGGAGUACAAGAUACAUACAGUAAGUGAUAUGCUCACAGGUGGUUUUGUAUCUUGGAAAGUAAUUUUGGCAACUAGUUGCUUGUGCACGGUGGACAAGGAUUUUGUGCACAUGGGAGUCAGUGCUCUCUUCACUUUUGGAUUUUUGAAAAUUUCAGAUUCUCAUAUUUCUCUGCUUUCAAGAAUUAUGACAUUAAAUAUGUAGAUAGAUGUGUAUAUGAGGAUUGGAAACAAAAAAGUCUCGUCAAAAAAUACGUUAUAUUUUUAGAGAUGCAAAAAAACAAAUUUCUGACAGUACACUGACAAAAUAUACGUACUAUUGUACUACUAUUUAUAGUCAGAAAUUUGUCUUUUUUGUAUUUUCCAAAAUACAAAGUAUUUUUUAAUGGGACUUUUUUGACUACACUCCUCGUGUCUAAAUCUAUCUACAUAUUUAAUGCCAUAAUUUUUGAAAACAUAAAAGAGCGAGGUUUUGAAAAUUUUCAAAAAUCCAAAAGUCCAAGGAGCACUUGUGCUCAUGUGCACAUGGUACU
This is a messenger RNA of Lolium perenne, 2214 nucleotides long. RefSeq names its product cytochrome P450 709B1. NCBI's taxonomy places the organism in Eukaryota, Viridiplantae, Streptophyta, Magnoliopsida, Poales, Poaceae. Gene Ontology annotation, molecular function: monooxygenase activity; heme binding; oxidoreductase activity, acting on paired donors, with incorporation or reduction of molecular oxygen. The record is from RefSeq and is a predicted model, not a curated record.